Messenger RNA from Spirodela intermedia, 213 nucleotides. The record is from the annotation of a GenBank genome assembly. Lineage: Eukaryota; Viridiplantae; Streptophyta; Magnoliopsida; Alismatales; Araceae.
AUGGCGUACGAUGUCACCACUCUAGGGACACCCCCGCCGGCUUUAAAAAGGGUGGCUGGCGGAGACAGCACAAGAUGGGCUGAGCAGCCGCCGCCGAAGAAGCCGCGGCCGGGGGCCUGCUGCGAGGGGGACUGCAAGCGCUUGUGGGACGUCUACUACGACAAGCUCGACGCCUACGAAAAGUUGGUCGCCGAGAGGACGAGGGGGAAGUAA